Molecule: messenger RNA, 1351 nt
Organism: Thlaspi arvense
Lineage: Eukaryota; Viridiplantae; Streptophyta; Magnoliopsida; Brassicales; Brassicaceae
Source: the annotation of a GenBank genome assembly
AUGCUAAUGGCAUAUCUCGAACGAUCAUCACCAACAUUGAAAGAAACACUCCUCAAGAUAUACCGUGCCGAAAAACCUGUUGAGAUCGAUCAACAUUUCUACGAGUUUGGUUCGAUUCAAUAUCAUAUCAAGUGCUCUAUUUCGGAUUCACAUAUUGUGUAUGUAUCAACGUCGACGUUGCUUGAGACACAAGGGAUAGUGACUGUAAAGGAGACUUCAGGUCACACUUAUGAGAUGAUUAAGAAAAUUGCAGUUGGUGUGAUUGAUAUUGUUGAUCCACCAAAAUUAGGGUUUCAAUUGACCCUUAAACUUUACCUUGGUAAGAUCCCACGUGGCAAAGAAGCGAUUAAAAUCAUAACAAGAAUUUCUGAAAUACAAGCGUUGAUAUUAAGUAGCCAAUUAAAAGAGAUGCUGAAAAUGUUGAAUUUUCAAGAUGACGACUCACAAGCGAUGAACAACAGCAUCAGGCCCAUCAGGAUUGUUUAUCACCCAAGUGAACCUUUCUACGUCUUUAAACAGCCGGAGAAGAUAACGGCGGUGUUUCCAAUGAAUUUUAAAGACAAUGCGGAUGUGGUCAUCGCCGUGUCAUUCUUCCAGGAACUAGUGGAAGUGGGAAGCCGAAAGGAAAUGGGAAAGGCACCACAAUGUAAUUGGUCGCCAAUACCUCCUUUCCAACUUAGAGGAGAACCGGUCCAAGACUUGACCACCAAUUCUGGUUUUGUCUCUUUUGAUAUUACUUCACGGCACGUUGAAGGAAAGAGACUAGACAAAACGGUUUGGAACUUACUUAACUUCUACGCAUACGUUAAGUACCAUAUUAAGUGUUCGAGAGGGUACAUACAGAGAAGGAUGAGAAAAAGAAUGGACAGUUUGGUUAAGCUGCUAGUUAACACAAGCCUAGAAGAAGAAGCUGCUCAAAAGGAAAAUGAACGAUGCAAAAACGUAAAGAAGCGUAUGAAGGUACCUACAAGCCAAUUGAUGAUGAAAGAGAGAUGCAAGGAGAUGACAAGGAGAGUGAAGACAAGUAAAUUCCGGAUCAAAAUAAACGGCUGUGCUCGAUUUAGAUUCAGUCAACGGUGGAUAUCUCUCCCCAGAUUCUCUGCGAAACCCUCAAAUAAAUCAUACACAAAAUUGGACUAAUUAAGUAAUCUCUUAUAAACUUCGAAAGUCUGUCAAACAUACAUAUACGCAUGCAUAUUCAGUUAUGCACCUUUAUAUAUAUACUGUAUUACUGUGUAUUGAUAUAUAAUACGAUAUGAGUAUACAUACAGUAAAAUCUCUAUAAAUUAAUAAUGUUGGGACUUCAAAAAUGUAUUAAUUUAUAAAGUUAUUAAUUAAUCGAUAAAUUAAU